UUUAACCAAAGUCUAAGCUGCAGUAUGUCUUAUGGAUUCGGAGACAGCUCAUGGACUUCUAGCGGACCGCCAGGGAGAGAGAACUUAUACGAAAAAAGAAUGAGAUGAAAAGAGCGCAACCACGCAUGGUUCAAGCAAAUGACAUGGUACGACCCACGUCCAGACAGAGUGACAGGACACCACUUGUCUUGGGAGGGACAACACUUCAUGGAAUAGAUGGAUCACUAAACAACAGUAAUGCAACAACAGAAAUCCCUACAGGAGGACUGUUAGUCAAUGUUGGUACAGAUAGUCAAGAACCAGACCCCCCUAGAGUGAAACAGACAACUGACACAGAAAGAAAGCUUGCAGCCAUGGGCAUCUCAUCUAGCGCUGACUUUGCAAGCUAUAACGAUGAUGACAUAGGUGAUGAYGACAAUCAAGGUCACUCRCARGCUGUCACCCCCCUGGUGAUGAAACCYGGUCGAACACCAUCACCACUCCCAGCUGCACCACCCGCUUAUGACACCUCAGCGAAAAAGGCAACUGAGUCUCCUCCUGUGACAGCUGCRCCAAGUAAUGAACUUGAAAUUGAUGACCUGGAAAAGUUUGUGUUAAGACCAGCACCUCAAGGUGUAGUUGUAAAAUGUCGUAUCACAAGAGACAAGAAAGGUAUGGAUAGAGGCAUGUAUCCUACUUACUUCUUACACAUGGAGAGAGACGAUGGCAAAAAGGUGUUUUUAUUGGCUGGUCGUAAAAGGAAAAAGAGUACUACAUCUAAUUACCUAAUAAGUACAGAUGCUACAGAUUUAUCAAGAGGGGGAGAGAGCUUCAUAGGAAAACUAAGGGCAAAUCUGGUUGGAACAAAGUUUACAGUGUUUGAUCAAGGUGUCAAUCCUAAGAAGGGUGGGGUCAUGUCAGACGGUUCAAACAUUAGAGAAGAAUUGGCUGGUAUCAUUUAUGACACCAAUGUAUUAGGCUUCAAAGGACCACGUAAAAUGACUGUAGUUCUACCUGGCAUGGGUCUUGACCAACAAAGAGUUCCUGUUAGACCAAGAUCUGAGGCUGAAACUAUACUGGAACGACACAGGAAUAGGCAACUGGAAAACUUGGUAGAACUCCAUAAUAAAACACCAGUGUGGAAUGAUGAUACACAGUCUUAUGUUCUUAAUUUCCAUGGUAGAGUAACUCAAGCCUCUGUUAAAAACUUUCAGAUUGUACAUGAUAGUGACGUGGACUAUAUCAUCAUGCAGUUUGGUCGCGUGGCUGAAGACGUAUUCACCAUGGACUACAGCUAUCCAAUGUGUGCUGUCCAGUCUUUUGCUAUUGCACUCAGUAGUUUUGACAGCAAGCUGGCCUGCGAAUAGAAUUUGUUAAUAAUGCUAAAAUUGUACACUAACUUGUACAUAGUACCACCAAAACCUUGAAAUUAAUCUCAAUUAUUAUAUUAUUAGAAGUUCACAUUAUCAGCCACUUUAAGCGUCUGUAGGAUCUCAGUAUAUUGGUUUCAAUGAAUUCAUUAUUAAUAGCCUUCUYGGUUAAUGAUAAUUUUUUUUAAUAUAAUGAUUUCCAAUGUUUGUACACAAUACUCAAGGAAAGUGAUAAACAGAAUAUUUUGAUACUCAAUGCAAAUCAGCUUGAUGCAGGCUGUUCACAGGCUAAUGCCAAUUUGAUGUCAAAUAUUUAUGAAAGAAAGAACGUGCGGUACAUUUAAAAAAGUUUGAUUGAAAAAAUUUAAUUACUUGACAUAUGAAAAUGAAAUUCAUUUCAUAGCAUUUACUUGCCUGGGUAUUAUAUAUUACAUACUUACCGUUCAUUAAGUGUUAAAAAUAAAAUUGAACCAAAUAGGUGAGAGCAAUAAUAUGCUAUAAUCCUUUGUUUCUUGUUGUCCAAUUAUACCUAGUGAUAGUUUAUUCUAUUGCUACAUGUCAUAUGGUAAUGAAUUCAUUGAUGACCUCGCAGUGUAUGUCUAAUUUAACAUUAUUUUUAGCAGAUAAUAGCCUCUGAUAAAUAUUUAUUGCUUUACUGACAUGUAAUGUGAUUUUAAACUGAAAAUAAUUUAYAGUGGUUGAUAUAAAAGGUGACUUCCCCUGCUUAGAGGUAGUAAAGGAACACUCGCAGGACACUUGGAUACAUAAUUAUUAACAAAUGUUCUGUCAUUCAUCAACUGACAAUCUUUAUCAUCACAAGUCACUCUCAUUGUACAUUAUCACACUGUCGUCGUGUGCUCACUUCUAGCCAUACACUUAAGGCAACAAAAUACCAAUAAUUUUAUGUUCAUUCUAAAAUUUUAGAUAUUUUUAAUGAUUAUAAUUAGUGCACACACUAAAUCUGUGAACAUCAUUUCAUGGCAGUAACUGUACAUAAACUAAAUCACCAUUAUUAUACUCAGACCAUUCACUGUUUUAAACCUGUGGUCUUUUCUUACUUCAUUGUUUUCUUUAUUAGCUUUGAAACCAGGAUUGGGCAGUUCUGAACUACUUGUAGUUUGAAUAAUAAGUAACUAGAAAGCUAAUAGUGUUGUUUAUAAGUGCAAGCAAAAAUCAAUCAUUACUUAGAACAUAUUUCAAUCAUUACUUCGACAAUAGUCACUAAAGUUCUUGUGAUCUUCAGUCAUUGUGGUAAAUKUGGUCUGAUUUAAAUGAGUUUGAAACAUUUUUCAUCUAAGUUUUCCUUUCAAACUUGAUCUGCAAAAUAUUAGAAAGAUACAUUUUAGAAAUUAUUAAUCCGGCCCUUGAAUCAAGAAAAUUAUAUUUCAUGUAAUUUUAUUACUUGUAAAAUAAUAUAUUCUAGUUCUGAAUGGUCUGGACUAUAGUACAGUGCUUUAGGUGUUAGUUUAUCUCUCUAAAGUCAUGUUCCAAAUACAAAACCCACUUAAUAUCUAACAACUUAAAAGGUGGGUAACUUGGAUGGAUUUAUGCACAAUUAAAAGAAAUUCAUAUCAAAACAUAUUAGCAAACAAAAAUUAAAAUUAUUCUUUCGAUAGUUUUUUUUAAUGCUACAGAUACUUACAUUUAGAUGUUUAUUUCCUUUACAAAAACAUCAUGAGUAUGAAUUUUAUUCACCUUUUUUAAGUUUUAAAAUCUUUAAACCUAGCAGUGAGAAAAAUUUGUGAAUUCCUAAGUUUCUGUGUGCAAUACAUCUACAGGAUAUAAUUAAAACAUGUCUACAGUAUAUAUUUAUUAUUUAGAUAUUAUAUAAUUAUUAAAUGUUUUAGAUAAUGUUCAGAUUCUUUACCAGCAGUUACACUAAAGUAUUCAAAUGAUUUUCACACAUACAUUUCAAAAGCUAGUUUGUUGUUUGUAAAUCUACAUUGUUGGCCUAAAUAAUAAAAAAGAAAAUUGCUAUUAAA
Exaiptasia diaphana is the source of this 3331-nucleotide messenger RNA. RefSeq names its product tubby-related protein 3. Gene Ontology annotation, biological process: protein localization to cilium. The record is from RefSeq and is a predicted model, not a curated record. NCBI's taxonomy places the organism in Eukaryota, Metazoa, Cnidaria, Anthozoa, Actiniaria, Aiptasiidae. Gene Ontology annotation, cellular component: cilium.